This is a messenger RNA of Closterium sp. Naga37s-1, 2241 nucleotides long. NCBI's taxonomy places the organism in Eukaryota, Viridiplantae, Streptophyta, Zygnematophyceae, Desmidiales, Closteriaceae. The record is from the annotation of a GenBank genome assembly.
AUGGCUGAAAAACCAGGCGCCGUUCCUUCUCGAGCUAACUUCCCGUGCUCCCGUUCUCCCCGCCACCUCUCCUCUUCCGCCACAGCCCCUCCCCCCUCCACCUUUCGCGCGCGGAAGGGCGGGAGAGUCGUAAGAACUCGGGCAGGAAAUGAGACCGCGGGGAAGGAGACGGCAGGGAAAGGGGCGGAUGUCGCAGCUCGAGGGAGGGGGUCGGAUGUGACUGCAACGGGGGGUGAGAAGGACCGCCAGGUCGCGGAGGGCGGGCAGGAUGUGAUUAUAGAGGGCCAGGUGGUGCGGGUAACGCAAGAGGAUAUAGAUAUAGCGGAGAUGAUCGAAGCUCUCGAGUCGGCUUUUGAAGAGCUCGAGGAGGAGAGGUAUGAGGAGGCGGAGAAAGGGAAGGGGAAGGGGAAAGCAGAGGGGGAGCGAGAGGGGCAGGCGGAGAGGAAGGGAAAGCAGGACGGAAAGGGGGACGUGAAAGGGGAGGGGGAGGGGGAGGACGGGGGCAGAACGGAAGGUGCGAAGCAGGAGGGGAAGGAAGGGAAGGGUAAGCGGGAGGAAGGGAGGGUAGAGGGAGAUGAGGAUUCAGAUACCGAGGCAAUGGAAUACGAUAUGGAUAUGGAUUUAGACAUAGAUCUAGGUGAGCUAUGCCGGAGCGCGGUAGUCCGGUGGCUAGUAUCCUGGAACCUAAGCGCCACGUGGCAGGGCGACGUGCAGACGCUCGCGGCGCUCCUGGACGAGCUAUACACCAAUGAGAUGCUCGUGAUGACGCAGGAGAAGGCGAACGACGCCAUGGCGGCCGCGGUUCGCGCGGGCACGGAUUUCUUCCGCGCGAAUCUGGAGAAGCAGUACGUGUGGUACGACGCGGAUGGGAAGGUGGUCACGGAUUGGACGAACGAGCGGGUGAGCGUGUACGUUGCAGGCACGCUCAGCCUGUUUCUAGACAUUUCUCUAGAAGGCAACUCUGAUACCGCCUUCCCCCCAGCUGCGCUGAACUGGCUUGACGAGAGGAAUCUUCGGUCGGAAGUUUUCGGGCCCGGGGCAGCCGUCGACAUUGUCACGUGCGUGCCCGGGCCGUACGGCGGGAAAGUUUUUGCGUUUGAGCUGCCCGAGGGGAGGGAGGCCGGGGAGGUAUACGCGGCGCUGAAUUCCCGGCUGAGACGAAGCUUUCCGAAUCUUGAAGUGUCGUUAGACUCGAUGCAAUACGCGAUGGAUGUUGGGGAUGACAUGUUCAAGGGCGGAGGAGGAGGAAUGGGGGGAGAGAACGACAGGGACGGAGGGUGGGGCGGGGGGCCAGGAGGAGGAGGAGACGGAGGCGGGGGGGGAGGGAACUGGAACGAGUGGGGCCAGUUUCAGACGGGCAACGCGCCGACGCUCUACACGACGUGCGCAGCUUUCGUUGUGCGAAGAGACGUUUUCCUUCAACCAGGCCUGCCCCUCCCCAUCACCGCCGGCGCCGCAGCCUUCACGCUAGCCUCUCUCAAAUCCCUCGUCCAGCCCGAUCUAGCCCUCACCUCCUCGGCAGACCUCGCCUGGGCUCUUCUAGGGUUUUAUGCAGGUGUAGCUGCCACUACUGGUGCGGCCAUGGCUGGCCAAUACGUCUGGGCGUGGUCGUAUCGGACGGACACAGCCAAGCCCCCGUCGCCGCUGUACUUCCUCCCGCUAUUCGCUCCGGAUAUCGGCCUAGUCACGCUUAUCACACAGGUUGUAGCGCCAGUCCCCUCUAGGGUCGCUCUCCUGGACCUCACUCUCCUCUCCUCCUCUGCUGCUAUCUUCUCCUCUUUCGCUCUCCUGCAAGCCUCCGCCGCCAGCAGCGUUGAAACCCUAGUCAUCCAUCCUCUGGCUCUCGCCGGUCUUCUAGGCCUUCACGUGUCCGCCGUUUCCCUCCUGCCAGCUGUCGGCCUCCCAGGAGGCGACAUUCUCUAUGCUCUCGUUCGAGAUCCGCUCGUUCUCUCCCUCGCAACCACCGCGGUUACAAUCAUGCUUCUCGUCUCCAUCCCUCUCAACUUUUCCUGGACCUGGGUGCUGCUGUUCCUUCUCCUGCCUCUCCUCGCCCUUGCUAAGAUCAGAAGGCCGGUGUCAGAGGCGCUUACGGCUCCCGACCCUGUGAGGGUGUGUCUUGGGGUGGGGUUGCUGGUGACUGGGGUUGUUGUGCUGCUGCCGGCUCCGCUGUUUGAGUUAGUGUUUGGGGAACCUGCUGGCCCUGUGGCAGAGCAAAUUCUGAUUUCCCUGGGGUUGGGCUGA